AUGACUCUUUCGAUAAAGAAACGCUUCAAAUCAGCAACGAAUAUAGCUUCUAUUGGUAAUGAUGAUAGCAACGCAUUAGGUGAAGUUCUUCAUCGUUCAACUAAAACAUCUAAAUCGGCAAAGAAAUCAAAGAAAUCUGAUCAAUUUUUACAUCCUGGCCAUACUAUUUGUACUGAUAGUGAUUUUGAAAUUAAAUCACGAUCAUCAUCAGUCGAACGUUCAGUUACAUAUAAAACUAGAUGUCCAUGCGAGACACAUUAUGAUAAACAAUUAGUUGAACGUAAUUAUGCUUUAAUUGCUGAUAAAUUAUUUGAUUUAAUAUUUGGUAAAAAUGAAUUUGUUCGAACGUAUAGACAAGCUCAACGUAUUUAUGAUGAUACAGCAACUGAAUGGGCUAUGAAUGAAGAAACUAAAUGUCAAGAACGAGUACUGACUUAUAAAGUACCAUUAGAAUCUACAUUAAUUGGAAAAGGAAUUAUUUCAACACGCGAAAAACAAACAAUUUUACAUAAAGAACCUGGCUCUCAUUACAUUGUUGAAACUGAAGUAUUCAAUGAAGGUGUUAAAUAUAGUGAUACAUUUUCUCUAGCUAUACGUUAUUGUAUUGUACAAACAUCUGUAACAACAACUCAUUUACGUGUUACUGCUCAUGUUCGUUUUUGUAAAUCGCUUAUGGGUUUUAUAAAACAAAUUAUUGAACGUAAUGCAUAUUCAGCAUCACAAGAAAGCUUUAAGGAUUUGAAUAAUCGUCUUCACCUUGUUAGUAAUUUUAAGAAGGAGAGACGUCGGUCAAGUCGAGGCGAACUUACAUUGCCUGUUCCAUUACUAACAAAUGCUGAGGCUCGUCGUAUGAGUCGACAUGAUGCACUUGGUAUAACACCAUUAAAUCAAACCAUGAAUUACGAUGAUAAAAAUCAUUAUGUAUUAUCAAUAUUUUCUAAUCCAAAUAAAACUAUAUAUUUAUUUAUUUUUAUAACUGCUUUUCUUUUAUUAAUUCAUUUAUAUUUAUAUCUUAAACUUAAACAUAUGGAUGUUCUUGUCGAUAGUUUAACACACUUGAUAAAACUAUCAUCUUCAUCGUCAGCAAAACGUCGUUCAUAG
Messenger RNA from Rotaria sp. Silwood1, 1101 nucleotides. NCBI's taxonomy places the organism in Eukaryota, Metazoa, Rotifera, Eurotatoria, Philodinida, Philodinidae. The record is from the annotation of a GenBank genome assembly.